GCCCCUCAGACGCGCGUGAUCGCAGAACUGGAGAGUUACACCGUAACAAAACAAAAUAGAAACUUCAAAGGAUUCCGCGGCGAAACGGAUACAAACGAAGUAACGUCACACUCGGAGGGACCACCUGGGAGCGGAUACAGCCCGGGCUCCUCACGCGCCUUGCGAUUUGUAAGUUUGCGGGCGGAGUUGCGGUAGUUUGUGGGCUAACUGACCAGACAGACAGACAGGCGGACGGACAGACAGGCGGGCGGACGGACAGACAGGCGGGCGGACGGACAGACAGCCAGCCGGCCGGUCGCUGUGUGGACAUUCUCCGCGAUCAUGGCGCUGAAAGCGAGGGCGCUGUACGACUUCAACUCGGAGAACCCGGGGGAGAUCUCGGUGAGGGAAAACGAGAUUGUGACUUUGUACAGCGAGCAGGACAUUGAAGGCUGGUUCGAGGGGGCGAACAGCAAAGGGGAGAGGGGGCUCUUCCCCGCGUCCUACGUGGAGAUCCUGAGGAGCGACGCCGCCUCCUCCUCCUCCUCCUCCUCCGCGCUCAAUAACAACACCACCGCCACAUCUGGGGAGACUUACCAGGACUCCCGGUACGCCAAUAUCCCGACCGGAGGCUUCGACGCCUCGUAUAAACCCCAGAACAAAGUUGAGAACUUCUCUAAAACACCAACAGCAGCACCUGGAUUCUCCACUUUCUCCGCACCGGUGGUCCAACAACACCAACAACAGCACAUUUAUCAGCAGACCAGCCAAGGCAGUGAUGAUGACUGGGACGACGACUGGGACGACAGCUCCACUGUUGCAGAUGAACCGGGAACUCUGGGCGGUGGGUAUCAUGAUUUCGAUGGCAACGGGCCGUCCACUUACAGAGUGUCCACAUCCCCCAUGUCAAGAGGCGGUAACGCACAGCACGCAAAAAGUUCUGCCACCGUCAGUAGGAACCUGAACCGGUUUUCCACCUUUGUGAAGUCCGGAGGGGAAGCGUUUGUGCUGGGCGAAGCAUCUGGCUUUGUGAAGGAUGGGGAUAAGAUCUGUGUGGUGAUGGGUCAGUAUGGCCCAGAGUGGCAGGAGAACCCCUAUCCGUUUUCUUGUACAAUUGACGACCCCACCAAACAGACCAAGUUCAAAGGAAUGAAAAGCUACAUCUCCUACAAGCUGACACCCACCCACACGCAGAACCAGGUGAACAGGCGGUAUAAGCACUUUGACUGGCUUUAUGCCCGGCUGGUGGAGAAAUUCCCAGUGAUCUCGGUGCCCCACAUCCCCGAAAAGCAGGCCACGGGGCGCUUUGAGGAGGACUUCAUUUCCAAGAGGAGGAAGGGUCUCAUAUGGUGGAUGAACCACAUGACCAGCCACCCCGUCCUAGCCAGGUGCGAUGUGUUCCAGCACUUCCUCACCUGCAGCAGUACGGAUGAGAAAGCCUGGAAGCAGGGCAAGAGGAAGGCUGAGAAGGACGAGAUGGUGGGGGCCAACUUCUUCCUCACCAUCAGCACCCUGGCCGCCCCGCUCGACCUCCAGGAGGUGGAGAGCAAAAUAGACGGCUUCAAGGCCUUCACCAAGCGAAUGGACGAUGGCACCCUGCAGCUCAACGCCACCAUUAACGAGUUCGCCCGCAAGCAGAUCAGCGGCUUUAAGAAGGAGUACCAGAAAGUGGGGCAGUCUUUCAAGGUCCUGAGCCAGGCCUUCGAAAUGGACCAGCAGGCAUACUCUGCUGGGCUCAACCAAGCCAUCUCCUUCACCGGGGAGGCCUAUGAGGCCAUUGGUGACUAUUUUGCCGAGCAGCCCAGCAAGGACCUCGACCCAAUCAUGGAUUUGUUGGUGCUCUACCAGGGCCACCUAGCAAACUAUCCUGAUAUCAUCCACGUCCAGAAAGGUGCUCUGACCAAGGUGAAGGAGAGUCAGAAACACGUGGAAGAGGGUAAGAUGGACGGGCCGCAGGCAGAGGGUAUCAACGAGCGCUGCAACAUCAUCUCCUUCGCCACGCUGGCCGAGAUCCAGCACUUCCAUCAGAUCCGCGUGCGGGACUUUAAGGCCCAGAUGCAGCACUACCUGCAGCAGCAAAUCGGCUUCUUCCAGAAGAUCACGGGCAAGCUGGAGGAGGCCCUGCAGAAAUACGACAACGCUUAAUGGUUUUGCCGAGACGGGGCCGCCCCAUUCUGUCGGAUUGGAUUUCAGCGACCGUUUGCCGCAGACGUCCCUCGGCCAGUCGAUGGAGAUUUGGCAGACAAAAUUCAGAGCGCCAAACUGCUGCUGGACGCUGCUCUCCUACCGGGGAAGAUAACACUUGGAUGAUGAUGAUGUUGAUAUUUUAACCAAAAUCCAGGGUUUUGCGUUUAGUGGCUAGCUUGAGGUCUGGGUGUGCUAGGGAUUAAGAGGCAAAAUCCUUGUUCUGGAAGUUCAGACAACUUUAAAUACUACCCGCAAAGAAAUGAAAGAGUGAUUGUUGAAAGACACCGUGCACCGCUUGGUCAGGCCGGCAGCUUCCCCGAGCUGCGUUCACCGUUGUGACGCUGAGAGAAAAUGAUGUAUCACACUGCUGCUUCUACUUCCAAUGUGGGCUGUCGUAGAGGGUCUGGUGUUUUUAACCCUUAUCACGCUUUUUUGACUGUUUGACCUUUGUUUUAAACAGACUUUAUGUGACUUCCGCCAAGGACACGCCCCACUUGACUCUUUGUCUGGUGACUUAAUCCACUGCCAUCUGGAAACACUCCAGUCCUACAGAGCUGCUCUCUCUCUGCAGACCUGCAGGUCCAACAUGUUUACAGUCCACCAAGAUGAACAGACGCCAUCACCACUGUCUUACUGUGUGCCUCUGGGUGUUGUCUUUCCAGUCACUUUUUGUUAUUAGCUGCAAAAAAACUCUCUCUCUAUAUAUAUAUAUAUGUGUGUGUGUGUGUGUGUAUGUGUGUGUGUGUGUGUAUAUAUAUAUAUAUAUACACACAUACAUAUAUAUAUAGUAUAUAUAUAUGGGGCGGCACGGUGGUGCAGUGGUUAGCAUGGUCGCCUCACAGCAAGAAGGUCCUGGGUUCGAGCCCCGGGGUAGUCCAACCUUGGAGGUCGUCCCAGGUCGUCCUCCGUGUGGAGUUUGCAUGUUCUCCCGUGUCUGUGUGGGUUUCCUCCGGGUUCUCCGGUUUCCUCCCGCAGUCCAAAGACAUGUAGGUCAGGUGGAUCGGCUGUACUAAAUUGUCCCUAGGGGUGAAUAUGUGUGUGUGUGUGUGUGUAUAUAUGUAUCAGCCCUGUGUGAUGGCCUGGCGGCCUGUCCCGGGUGUCUCCCCGCCUGCCGCCCAGUGACUGCUGGGAUAGGCUCCAGCAUCCCCGCGACCCUGAGAGCAGGACAAGUGGUUUGGAUAAUGGAUGGAUGGAUGGAUAAAUGUAGAAAUAUAUUCGCCGAUUUGUUUUCAACAUACACAUUUUGCAGUCUUUUAAACAAGUUUGACCUGCGUUGGACGAGAGCGUUGUCUGUGUGGACUGCUCUUUGGA
Lampris incognitus (smalleye Pacific opah) is the source of this 3477-nucleotide messenger RNA. It is a transcript of the gene snx18a, whose product is annotated as sorting nexin 18a. Gene Ontology annotation, cellular component: cytoplasmic vesicle; plasma membrane. The coding region runs from base 322 to 2124 and encodes 600 amino acids. Gene Ontology annotation, molecular function: protein binding; phosphatidylinositol binding. The transcript has 2 exons. Lineage: Eukaryota; Metazoa; Chordata; Actinopteri; Lampriformes; Lampridae. Gene Ontology annotation, biological process: cleavage furrow formation; endosomal transport; mitotic cell cycle. The record is from RefSeq and is a predicted model, not a curated record.